UUGGUAGCAACAAAAAUUUCUUAUUUUCAUAAAUCUUUUCAGAAUCUGAGAGAACUCAGAGUCUCCACUCUUUCCAUUUAGAAUCUCAAAUAAAUCGAUUAUCCAAAAUUGUCCUACGUACAAAGGCUUCAACAAUAUUUACUUGCAUUCUAUUAACAAAUAGAUUUGGUGUAAAAAAUUGUGUACAAAAGAUCACAAUGGACAGUCGCUCUGGAUCACCCUCUAUAUACAGAAUAUCUCGAUGUUUAUCUAUCUUUUUAAUUGCAAAAUCGUGAUCGCAAACAUGCGAAAAUUCGAUUUAAAGGCUCGUGUAAGAGCAGUCCAAAAAGAUCAGCCCCAGAAUGAGAAAUUGUCAAAGAUUGAUUUCAAGAUUCGAGGAAGCGAACGAGAUCUGGCCGGAAGCAAAGCGAUCAAAACCCUUGCCGGGGCUCGAUGGCACGAGAUGGGGAAGGUUAAGGAGGAGUUGAAGGCGAUGCUGCCCACGUUAAAGCCCUCGGAAGUGAAAAGAUUUCAUUUACCACCUCACGAAGCUAUUAUCGACGAACUCGAGGAAGAUGGUUACAAAGAAUCAGCCCAGUAUUUGAGAGAAUUAUUUGAGCUGGAUGAAGAGACCCGGAAGGAAGCUGGUCCCGGUACAUUAAUCUGGAAAAAACCACGUUUGAAGGAGAAUAAAGACGCGAUGAUGCGUCUCAAAGAAGGCUUGAUGGCCUUUGAGCGAGCCAAAGACGCCGGUGCGCGUAUUACAGGAUUACGAUAUCGUGCUACAGCACGAUUAAAGCCAGACUUUGCGAAUGCAGGAAAUCUCACUUCGAUGGCCACGGUGUUCCUCGAUAUCGCGCUGUUUUUCCAAGCGAUGACAUGGGAGUGGUGGUGGUUGGCGGAACGGCUUUACCGUAGCGCUCUGGUGAACGCGAAAUUAAUCAGGAACGAUGAUCAACGGAUGAUUACCUUGAUACGUUAUCUACUCGGACGAUUUCUGUUCGAACAAAUGCAAGACACAGCGGAAUCACUGGUCCAUCUAAACGUCGCUCGCGAAGCAUCUCAAGAGAAAUCGUGGAAUGCGUCGAGAAUAACUGGCCGAAAGGAAGAGAGCCUCUUUCGAGAAUGCAACGUGCUUCUGUACAAGAUACUGCUGGUGCACGCGCAACAGAGUGAUCCUGGUCAACCGGACGUCGCCCUGAAAGCAUGCACGGAAGCUCUCGCUCGAGCGGUAGAUUGUAUGGCUACUCAUGUAGUGUUUUCUCAAGAUAAAGGAUUCGUUUAUGUUCACAUCUUAAUUUUGGUGGUCAUUGUAUAUGUAGCUGGACACCGCGAGUACAUGGCGAACGCUCUGCACGAGCUAGGGAAGAGCCAGUUGCGGUCGGGCGACGUGAAAUCCACCUUGAAGAGUUUCUCCAAAUUGCUGGCGAUUACCAAGAGGAUUCCGGAUCCGGAGGGAAUCUGCAAAGCGCACCUGGCACUGGCGUCCGCGUAUAAGUUACGUGUCACACACAAUGCGAGAAAGUCUGCUUCCCAAACAAAACUGGAACGCAAUAUAAAAAAAUAUAUAUAUAACACGCGCAUCUCUCGAAUUAAAACCAAAGUUCUCUGGAUACGUAAAAUAAAAUGUUUUCUUGCUGAUUCGUCUGCGCAGGAGGUGAACGACGAGGUGAACACCGAGAAACAUCUCCGUCUGUGCAGAGAAGAAGCAACCGCGUCUAAACUGCCGAAGGAACUUGCGCAGGCACACUACUGCUUCGGUGAAUACUUCUUGAGUAAGAGAAGGCUGGAUAUCGCGACCCCUCAUCUGGAAACGUCUUUCAAUCUGUACAACGAGCUCGAUUUGCACAACGACGCUGACAAAGCGCGGACUAACGCCGGUGUUUCGAAGGGACAGGGAGUUCUCGAUCAGUACAUCGAUCUUGUACUCCGCUGCGGACCGGCUGAUCAGAAAGCAACAUUGAUGCUUUGCCAGUGGAAAAAUCGUAGAAGCGCGUUUUGGACUGAAAAAAAGUUGCAUACUGGUAAGAGAGAGAAGGAGAGAGAGACUCUAAAAAUGAAUCCCGAUGAUCUACAAUCAGUUUAAAUCUGUUUGCGCGAGAAUCCGCCUCUCGAUUUCGAGUUAUUGUGCAUUCAAAUCAUAUUGUAGUAUUAUCACAAUAUAUUGUAUUGCAGUAUUACAAAUGAAUGCGUAACACAGAUAAAAAUUACUAUUUCAGAUGAGCUGGACGAGCUUGGCUCCAGGAAUUUGGACGAGACGAGCUCUCCGUCGCUGUCUACUCUCACUGACACCACGGACACCGCAAAGUUUAAUACAGGCUCUAAUACAAAAUCUAAUUAAUGUGACCUGAUAAACGGAUACGAUGAUGAAACUUUACAUCUACAUAUUUACUGUAUACAUUCUUUGUACAUUUUCUCCCAGCGAUGCAAUUCUCACAUUUACAAUGCAACGCGAAUCACGGCAAGGAAAAUGCCAACAUCUGCAAAUGAACAUAACAUAUGCACGACCCUCGUUCAUUACGAUUAAAAAUUAAAAAGAUUAAAAUCUCUAUGAUUAAUUAUGGAUUUUAAUUUAAUGCCAUAAUUAAUAGCAAUAUUUCUUACUUAACGAUGUAACGAUGUUAAAUAACGUAUUAUGCUUCGCGUACCCUGAUUGUGAUCAUUAUGCAACGAUGAGCAGAAUAAUUAAUUUCUGCACGUAUCGACUAAAUCGCAAUUUAAUGUGAAAUGUAUCACGUAUGUUUAUCAUUAAUAGAUGUCAUUUAAGUAAAUUUCUUGAGAUGUUUGCUAUUAUCUCUCUUUCCAUAGUGUAUUGACUAAUCUGUUGUUAUAUAUGUAUAUGUAAUUUAAUUAUAUUAAUUUCUUCUUUCAUUACUUAAUAAUAGUUGACAUUACUGCAUAAUUAGAAUUAAAUACCGAAUUAUUACUUCAGCGUAAUACAUAUCUAGAAUGAACAUGUACAUAUAGAAUUUUUAGUAAUUUUACAAAACUUUUACAUAAACUUUUUCAGAUUGCUCUGUAUUAUAAUUUACAUUCAUUUAAUUUUUAUCUAAUCAUCGAGACGUUUCAAAUGUUGGUAGUGCAUUACAAUUAUAUUACACGUUACACGUUACGCGAUCAAUUAUGCAACACGCGUGCUAUCUUCUUUUCAGUAAUAAAAGAUAAUAUCUAAACAUUUUGGUUGCAAAUUAGCAAAAUACAGACGAGCGAUUUAUUGUUUAUUGUUUGAAAAGGAAAUUUUGGAAGUUGAGAGACGAACAAUUAGCGUUGAAUUAACGUUGAUAUCAUUUUCCUAUGUUAUUAAUAUUACCGUAUAUAGAAGAAUGUUAAAACGUAUAUAGAAGAAUGAAAAAAAGGCUACGAAUUUAUUUAAAAAAUUAUUAAUCAACAAUUUCUCUCUACAAUUAAUUAAUCGCUCAGUACGCUUAACGUCUGCGUGUUCCUUGCAUAACAAUCACUAGGAUAAUCGACAUUUCGUUUAUUUCUUUUUCAAGUCUUUUUACAUUAUAAUUGCAAAUUUGGAAAGACCUCGUUUUUCACUGAGGCCAUCUUCACUGUCUCUCCGAGACCACGUUGACGGCGGCCUUUCAGUGUUAAAAUUUUCUCUGUGAAAACUCAUCGAUAGCGCAUCAGCCGUUCGCUUUUACGUGGCAAGUGCUCGGCCUUACGAGGAAAGUUAACAAUCGAUACCGCCUGUUAUCGCAUACGGUUGUCUGGAGAAAGCACAUCUGUCAGGCUACGCACUCUAUUCUUCGGUAAUGCAGCUGACGUUCGACGAAUCGACAACGCUCAACAAGCCCGACACGCGCAAAUUCAACCAACCGGGGAACCGACAAACGUAUGCACUACCUGUGCACACUGUGCGUGUUCGCGCACAAAGAACGGAAACGUAUUACACAGGAAUUUGUUAUACACGAAUAUGCAAACACCUUCGCAGAGAAUUUAAAUACAUACCAAAUCUGCCUAUAUACUCCAAAGAUUUUGACGUACUAUGUAUAAUAUAUAUAACGUACCGCGUAUCACGAAUCACUUCGUCAACAGCGAGAUAUAACGGCUGGCUUAACAAGAGAUCCAGCCGUUUCGCUGUGCUCUUCCGUGUCUUCCACCCCUUCAUCCCUCACGAUAAAAGUUCGUUGCUUAUUGUUACAAUUGUGAAUUUCUUAUCUCCUAGUUGGAUACCUCGGUGGCAUGCUCUUUCUACAUUUUUGUUUUUCUUUUUCUCCUUCUUUUACAUCUAAAUUCUUAUGCAUACUUGUGGAUCUUGACUGCAGUGACAAUGGCUCUCACGAUCGUGAUGGCGUCGGACAUUCUUACAAUCUGAUGUAUCAGCUAUCAGUCGCCGAUAUAUUUCCACACUACUCUCAAACUUAUUUUGAUCAGUAUAAAAAAAUCGGUGCGCAAAAAGGCUUCCUACAUCCCUUUU
Molecule: messenger RNA, 4402 nt
Organism: Ooceraea biroi (clonal raider ant)
Lineage: Eukaryota; Metazoa; Arthropoda; Insecta; Hymenoptera; Formicidae
Biological process (GO): cilium movement
Cellular component (GO): cilium
Molecular function (GO): protein binding
Source: RefSeq, a predicted model, not a curated record